CGUCUGUGACCCAAUCCAAGCCUACAAGACACCAUGGAUUGCCUUUUUGACUUAAUAAUGCCUUGGAUUCUUGCAGUAAGAACGAACCCAUCUUACUGUUAUGAACUUCAAACUUGCUAUCAUUCGUACUUAUCCAAUCUUUCGGUUCUUUACUACUUUUGGAGAGGUGAGGUUAGUACAUACUCAAGUAUGUGCAACUAGUUGCGGUUGACUUUUAAACUUGCAAGGGCUAAGAACAAAAAUGCUUGCCUGGCAUCAAAGCUGAAGAGUUGACCUGUAACAAACAGAAGGAAGAGAUGUAAUUAUUGUUUUCUUUAUUUGACACUAGCUAAUUCAACAUUAAUUGAAGAAGAAAUGGCUCAUCUCUAGCACUUUGUAUUUUCCACUGGGGCAGCGAGAUAUAAAUGAGUUACAGAACUAAGAAAUGCUGUAUUUCAGUGGGCCAAGUUUCAUUAUAUUUUUAGUUCUAAUGUUGUCAAUUAGCAUAUGCCGUGCUGAUAGCAAUGUGAAUUCUGGUUGGCAAUGUUCAGAAGCUGAUAAUUUUACGUCUGAAAGCUCAUUCAGGAUCAAUCUUGACAACCUUCUGAGUUUACUAACUGAAAAAGGGCCUCUGCACAACGGCUACUUUAAAACCACUGUGGGAAGGAGCUCAGGGAAGAUUUAUGGUCUUAUACAAUGCAGAGAGGAUGUCUCUACAGAAAAUUGUGCUAAUUGUACAAGGGAAUCUAUUGCAGUAGCCCUGCAUGAUUGCUCGAAGAGCAGAAAGGUUCAGGUCUGGUUCACAUGGUGCUUUCUUCGCUAUUCAAAUGAGCAUUUCUUUGGUGUUUGGGAUCAAUCUUCGAUGGCAAGAGUCAAUGACACCAAUUUUGACGAUGCAUCUGUGGUCUCCAAAGGACUCAUCUUCAUGAGUGAAGUUGCAACAACAGCACCAAAGCAGCCUUUGAUGUUUCACACUGCAGUGUUGGAUGCAGGCCAAUUUGGGAAGAGGUAUGGCAUGGCUCAGUGUACUAGGGAUAUUAGUAGAACUGACUGUAGCAAGUGCUUGGAUAGUCAGCUAGUGACAUUUAGAACCACAAUUGGGAAUAAGAGAGGAUGGGAGGUUUACGGGUCCAGUUGUAGCAUGUGGUACCAUGAUUACCAGUUCUAUUUCAACAUUUCCAUUCCUAAAAAUGAUGGUGCUAGGAGAUUGUCCUUGCAUGGAGUUGCAACUGGCAUGACAAUGGCAGUCCUAAUGCUUUUCUUUGUGCCAUAAUCAUUCAUUGGCUAUUCAAGUAUGUUAUUUAGAAGGUCGAAAAAGGGAUCUGCGGCCAACAAAUUUUUUCUUAUGUAGUAAUUUCAAUCUAUGCAGAAAAGUUCACUAACACCAGCUGUACAUAAUGGCAAGCCAACUUUCCUGAAUCAGGCAAUUUCUUUUGUUAUUGAAAUUUUUUGUGCUUUUAAUCCUUUUCCUUGGCACUGGUUCUUGAUUUUUGAGCUAUUCCUGAUUAAUAUUUCAGUAGAAAGUCUCUUCAUCUUUCUCACAGAUAGAUAUGGGAAGCCUGAGCUUUGCAAAAGCAAGUGAGGCCCUGGUCAAAGUGAAAUUUGAUAGACAAUAGCUUUCCUGCUGCAGAAUGAGGAGUUGGUAUUGCAGAAUAAAGAAGAAAUGAAGAACGGGAGCCCUGAGGAUCUAGUUGUAGUGCAUUGUAUAAUGAUUUCUGGUGCUUUUUCAAUACCUUGCAAAUUAGAGUCACAACUCAUGAGUGGUGAGUCAGCUAUGAAGUCCUUGAUGUUUGUCGUUAGUUUUUUUUUGUUAAUGGUUAAUUUUGCUCGAGAUAAUUUACCAAAUACCUGGUAAUUGGAAUUCUAAUCUAUAUUUUCCAUAUAAGCUUAUCAGCACUUCCUUGGGUAUCUUCAUGUUGUUGUCAGUAUUUACAUGAAUAUCAUAGCUUUGCAUACACAUUGAGCCUGUUGUCUUUACUGGUUACCAAAAUUGUUUUUUUCAUUUCUUGGCAAAACAGAUUCUCAAAACUGGGGAAAAGACUUUUCUCGGAUGAGUUGCAACUUGACUUUUUU
Messenger RNA from Theobroma cacao (cacao), 2052 nucleotides. Its product is annotated as antimicrobial ginkbilobin-2-like protein. The record is from RefSeq and is a predicted model, not a curated record. NCBI's taxonomy places the organism in Eukaryota, Viridiplantae, Streptophyta, Magnoliopsida, Malvales, Malvaceae.